Molecule: messenger RNA, 1936 nt
Organism: Hipposideros armiger (great roundleaf bat)
Lineage: Eukaryota; Metazoa; Chordata; Mammalia; Chiroptera; Hipposideridae
Gene: AGR3
Product: anterior gradient 3, protein disulphide isomerase family member
Exons: 8
Coding region: 379-879 (166 amino acids)
Cellular component (GO): endoplasmic reticulum
Molecular function (GO): dystroglycan binding
Source: RefSeq, a predicted model, not a curated record
CAGCCAAACAUUAAAUUACCUUGGGAAGUAAAAGGUAGAAGAGAAAAAAGCCCAAAAAUUGUAUUUGGCCUCAUUUUAUAAAGACACUCUAUCUUAAUUCAGAGAAAGAGAGCAGCAUUUUUUAUUUUUUAUUUUUUUAGCAUGAGAAGCAUGAGAACUGCAAAGAAACACAGGGUUUUUCAGACAAGCCCAUUUUUUAAAUUUGCAGGUAUGUGACUGUGCUCUUGUCUUGAUGCAGGUGGGGCUGUAGGUCAGGAGUGUGUGGGUGUUUGUGCAUGUCUAUAAAUCCACACCCAUUUGAAACCAGAAACAUCCAGGAUAUACUUCCAGCAAGAGCACUGGCUAGUUCAGGUUCUACGGAGGGGGUCUCGAGGACACAUGAUGUUACACGCAGCUUCGGCCCUCUGCCUCUUACUUGUCGCAGUUUCUUCUAACCUUGCCAUUGCAAUCAGAAAAGAAAAGAGGCCUCCUCAGACACUUUCAAGAGGAUGGGGUGAUGACAUCACUUGGGUACAGACUUAUGAAGAAGGUCUCUUUCAUACUCAAAAAAGCAACAAGCCAUUGAUGGUUAUCCAUCACUUGGAGGACUGUCAAUACUGCCAAGCACUAAAAGAAGUGUUUGCCCAAAAUAAAGAAAUACAAGAAAUGGCUCAGAAUAAUUUCAUCAUGCUGAAUCUCAUGCAUGAGACCACAGAUAAAAAUUUAUCGCCUGAUGGACAAUAUGUGCCCAGAAUCAUGUUUGUGGAUCCUUCUUUAACAGUCAGAGCUGAUAUCAUUGGAAGAUAUGCUAAUAGAUUGUAUACAUAUGAACCUCAGGAUUUACCAAUAUUGAUAGAAAAUAUGAAGAAAGCAUUAAAUCUUAUUCAAUCAGAGUUAUAAGGAAUUAUCUCAAAGAGGUCAAAUGUCAUGAAGAUGGACUUCCGGUUAACUGACUAAUACUAAAUGUGCAAAUAUAUGGAUUCUGUAACAUUACCAUUUAGAUGUUUAAUGUGUUCGCAAUAUUCUUAUGAAGGUGAAAUGAUAUUUCAAUAAAUGUCAGAACCUGAGCAUGAGUGUAGUAGUUGGAUUGCUCCCUGCAUCAGUAGCAAAGAAAGCUUGUCAUGAGCUCAGUGUUAGGGUGGAGACAGGAGGACCUCAAUAAGAGGUGUCUACACUGGUUGCCCCUAUCUUCUUACCUUUCAUUCACUCCACCAGGUAAUCUAAUGUUAAUUCUGCCCCCUUCACUGUAUAGGUAAUAAAUGAUGUGUGUGUUGCCAAAGCAAAUGGAUGCAUCUCUGUUCACCUAACUUCUAGCAGCAUACUCAUAAGUCGGAGUCCACCAUUUGCUUCUUUUCUUGCUUCAAAGACAUUUAAAAACUAAUUACAUUAAAUUAAAAGUGUAGAUAUAAAAAAUUUAACUACAUAUUUUCCUUAAUUUAAUCAUUGGGUGGAUAUUUAAUACUUUUAAUAAUAUUAAGAAAAAUGUCAACUGCCUCUGGAAGAUUUGAAAAUUGUCUCCAAUCAACCAGCAGGAGAGGAUUACAGCCAUUCUGAAAUUAUCAAACGUCCAACCACCAACUCAAUGCUUCACAAGAAGCUUCUGGGGGAUCAGUACCAUGUCUCCUGUUCCUUUAAAUACCACAAAAAGUCCUAACUUUUUAAUGAAAAAAAAAAUCCCAUAGUAGGGAGUAAUUCUCAGAAGGGAGAGAAUGUUUCAGAUGAGCAGAAAUUUUCCUAAUCCAUAGGAUUUGAUUACAUUUAAAUAUUUUAAAUUAUUUUAAGAUAUAAACAUACACUUUAAUAUGAGAUAGAUAUACAAUGUCUGUUAUAAAUAUUUGAUUAAUUCCAGUGUUUCCUGAGUCAGAGAAAGAAAGCUUUUUUCCAGGUUUUAUUUGAUCACCAUUCUGUUCAUUUUAAGCAGACUUAUUAAUUAAUCUAUUUGGAUAUAAGUAGAUUA